AUGAUUCGCUGUCUGCGCUCGACGCAUUCGACGGCGCUCUCCCAUGCCCAAGUGCAGGCUUUGGACCGCUGCCUUCCUUCCGGCUCGUCGGACGGAGGGGGAACCCGGAACACGGCAUACCUCGAGGCCAAGCUGAGGUUGCUGGACUCUGACUCGAGCACCAGCCAGCAGAGAUCUCUCCCCUCUGUUCCCAACAUGCCCCCGCCCAAAGGGUAUCCCGACGAAAAGGCAGAUCUCCGCGCCGCUCAUGCUCAGCCUACGAACGCCGGGUUUAGUAGGGAGAGCCGGGAUAGAGUACAGGAGGCUCGGGAGGAGUAUCGCAAAGAGAAGAGACGACUGCAGGAGGACGAUUCUGCCUGCAUUGGGUGA
Trichosporon asahii var. asahii CBS 2479 is the source of this 369-nucleotide messenger RNA. RefSeq lists its product as uncharacterized. NCBI's taxonomy places the organism in Eukaryota, Fungi, Basidiomycota, Tremellomycetes, Trichosporonales, Trichosporonaceae. The transcript has a single exon. The record is from RefSeq and is a predicted model, not a curated record. Bases 1 to 369 code for a protein of 122 amino acids.